AAACAAGACAGCAGCAGCAGCAGCAGCAGCAGCAGGAGGAUAGAAGGAAUAAUUAGGAUACGAGAUAACAGUUGCUCUGUUUCGCUCGCUACAUUUAUCCUCCAUGGAGUGAAGCUCUGGCAGGUGUGUGGGUGGUAAUGCACUGGGCUGUGGAACACACGGCCACAGCCACACAGGUGAACUUGUCGGACAUGAAAAGGUUUUGGCUGGAUGAGUUGUGGUGCUGGACGAGAACUACCAAUAUGACAAGUACGAAAAUGUCGGGGAUUAGAUUGGCCUUUUUUGCCAUCUUUUUUCUGAUUCAGCUUGUGCCUUCAUCAUAUGCUGUGGGACAAAAAUGUUCCCUUAAUGUUUUGCGGGCAUGUAACAUUAAUGAGACGUGUGUUCAAGUACACGAAAAUACUGGUGUCUGUAAAUGUCUGCCUCCAUUCAUAAUGAAUAAUGAAACUCGCAAAUGUGAAGAGGAAAAUGCUCCAUCAGAGCCAUCAAGCAGCCAUUUGGGUCUAGGUUUGGGUUUAGGCCUUACGUUCUUCCUACUCCUCGUGGUGGUAGCCUUAGCCUUGCUACAUCGCAAGUUUGGUUUAUUUUCUGGCAUGUGUGAAAAUCUUCCAUCACUGCACGUCUUUGGCAGGAGAGGUCAAGACAUCAGAAUGGUAGAUAAUGAGGAAGAUGAUGAUGUCACCCCUAUUGUAUGAGUUCUUUUAUUGGUAUUUGAAGUCGUAACAUCUUUUCAUUAGUUUGUGUGAUGUAAUUGUCCAAGAGUUUGGCCCCUGAAAUGCAAAUAUUAUGUUCAGAAUGAAACAGAAUGUUUUGAGUGGAGUAGUUGAUCAGGUGUUCUACUUGCUGACAAAUAAUGAAAAAGGGUUGUGUUAUUCAGAUAUACAGGUCGGCCAUCACUAAUCCAGUUCCAUCAGUAAUAUGGUGCUAAUUUCGGCUAGCAUAAUUUCAAAUUUCAUCAUACUGACUCAAAUCAUUAUACUGACUCAAAUUUCGUCAUUAUACUGACUCAGAAAUUGUGCAGAUGGUUGUAAAUCCACAGCAGCAAGCCAGUGGACGAGAAAGCAGUGAUGAAAAUGAGUAAGAUGUAGCAGAAAGAGUUUCUAUUGAUAGGUUAAUUAAGUGUAUUCUAACCUAACCACUCUCUAAUCCAGCAAACUCACUAAUCCAGCACACUACAGUUCCCAGUUAUGCUGAAUUAAUGAUGGCCAACCUGUGUAGGUUUUAAUACAGACUCACUGUACUUAGUGAUAUACAUAACAAGUACUCUGGCAUUUUUAAUAACUUUGUAAGAUGUCUUGUAAAAGUUUAUUUCAUGUGGUCUUCAUGAAGGAUGAUUAUGAACUUCAAAUAUUUUAUGGUUGUGUCAGUUUUAAAGACAGGAUUGUUGUUUUAUUAAAAAUUUUGUACAUCUCUCUAAUUCCACAUGAAUUUAGAUCUUGUUAUGGUCUCCAUUUACAAAUCUCAAAAUAAAGAACAAAACUGUAUUUUUAUGAUAUUUAAAGAUCAAAUAAUACUGAUGGGAUUUUGUAACUAAUGUUGCAUUUGGAAAAAGUCUGCUUUUUUUGUGCAGUAUAGAUGUAACAAAUGUCUUAGCUCAUGUAAAUUUCAUUGUCAGUAAGGAAUCUCUGUAUAAUGAAUUAGCUAUUGUUACCUGAUUUUAAUUGACUGUUCAUGAAUGCUGUAUUUGUAUUUAGCACAAUAGUAGAGGCAAUCUCCUUCUUGGAAACUGUGAUACUCUUUAAGAUAUAUUUUCAUAAUGUAAUGAUAUUCUUUCUCCUUCAUUUGUAGGUUUGCUUAAAAUAUUUACUGCCAUUGUUGUCAUGCCAGGACAUUUCUACAGCUAGAUAUGAUUUAUUUUCCCUUUCAUUACUUUAUAAAUAAGAAAUAGAAAACAUAUAGAAUGAUAAUUAUGAUUCAUUCCAUUCUUAUUAUUAAUCUUAUUAUAUAUAUAUAAUUAGAAAGAGUAUACUGUACUAUAUUUGGAUAUAAAUUGUUAAUGGGGCCAUAGGAAGGAUAUUGAAAAUGUGAUGAAAUUUAAAAUGGUAAAACUUAAUUCUAAUCAGUAAACUCCACAGAGCAUCAAAUUCUUAUCAGUAAACUCCACAGAGCAUCAGACCAUGUGACACAAACAGUGUGUUGUGCCCUUCAAUCUGUUUUGAAUUAUCAAUUACAUUGUUACAUCUGAAGUUUUUUUUAUCAGUUUACAUUCAUUAGCCACCAGUUUCUAACAUUGAUUAUCAACCACCUCAUAAAAUACAGUAUAGGACUGUAUAUUAAAUCAGUUAAUUCUGGCUGAAAGAAUCAUGCUGUGUGUCUCUCAGCUUCAGUCACUUUACAGAUUAUAGCACACCAGUUUUAUUUUUAUAUAAAAAAUUUGUUUCCCUUAAAGAUACUGAUGGUUGUUUAUCAUAGAGUUAUUAUACACUGCGUGUCACUAAGAUGUGAGCUAAAAGUUUUAAGGUAAUUAAUGUGGAUGCAUGCACAGAGCAGACAAGAUAAUCAUAUUCAAGAUUAUAAAAUAAUAUGAAAGAAUUAGCCCUAUCAACUGGCACAACAAAAAGCCAUGACUAUAAAUUAAAACAAAAAUGCUAAAGGGAAACUAGAAAGUUGAAUAAUGAAGUGGAAUAUUUUAUGUUAAGCUUUUUGUUUUUUUAUCAGUUUUCUUUUUCUAUCAUACAGCUGUAUGACCCACAUGGGUUUGGUACAUUUUUUGUAAAUAUAAUAAUUCUCUCUUACAAAUAGUAUAAUAUUAAGUCUCAUUUUGGGUCAUACAUGCUCUCUACCACCGAAUCUCUAGGAGUAACAAGUUUGGAUACAUGGUACUAGUUCAGAUCUUUGUCUUGGCAUAUGUACUCAGUGACAGAAUAUUCAGAAAAAUAAAUUGUAUUGAACCAAAUAUUGUGCUUGAACAUUAAGAAUUUCAUAAUUAAGUAGUUCCUGAUUUUUUUAAGUCCAAGGGUAAUGUUAAAUUAAAAGUAUUAAUAAUUUAGUGAGGAAAUGAUGGCUUCUUACUAAGUACAAAAAAAUUUGCAAGGAAAUACACUGUAUAAGCCUACAGUAGGCCAUUCAUUAUUUGCAUAACUAAUCUUUUGAUUCAUUCCAGUUGUAUUGCCACAGCACAUCUGUCUGUUGGCCCUUUGUCAUGUCUAAGUUGGUAAUGUUUAUAAGGUAAUAAGAUAUAUUUUUUAAAUAUUUUGAAUACUGGUAGUUGAUUCAUUAUUGUAUAUAAAUGAUGGUUCAUCCAUAGUGCAGAAUGUUAGAGGUUUAAGUUUUUGUUCAGAAUGGUCAUAUUGUAUAGGGAGUGAAUAAUGGUCUUGUAUACACACUUGUUCAACCCAGUCUCCCUAAUGAUUCAGAAGUUACAAUAAUUCAUCACAGAAAACAAUAUGGCAUUAUAAGCAAGCUGUUGUAGAGUUAGAAAAUAUUAAUGUGCUAUUUUAUCUAAUUUUAAUAUAGUAUCUAUAAUUGUUUAUAUGCCACUCUGUCUUUUGCAGUGUAGCUUUUAAAGCAGUAUGGCAUUUUUAUAUACAGUAUAUUAAAUUUAGGUUUUAUUGGUUGACUUUUUGCAGGCCAUAUUUAUUUUCAUCAGUGUAAGUGCUUAAUCCAUAGGGGGUUCAUAUAACACCUGGGAAUUGGGGUGACUAUCUGAUUCAGUAAAUCAGCUAGAAAUAAGUUUAUUUUUAGGCAAACCCAUUGAGGGGUCUACCUAAUUUUUUAGCCCACUUAUCUGAAAUCAAAAAGUUUUAAUGUAAAUUUCACUAAAAUGCUGUUUUGAUUUAUAUACAUAUUGUAGUUUUAAAAGUACUAGUAUAGUACUUUGUUUUUAAUUAUGUAAAUUCAUCUAUUGUCUACAUUUAUUUUUUCACUAGGUGAAGCUAUCACUGGCUAAUGGAUUUUAGUUGUUAAAAAUAAAAAAAAAAAAGCCUGUAACCAAAAUUUAGUAAGGCAUUUUUCCAAAC
This is a messenger RNA of Cherax quadricarinatus, 3959 nucleotides long. RefSeq lists its product as uncharacterized. Lineage: Eukaryota; Metazoa; Arthropoda; Malacostraca; Decapoda; Parastacidae. The record is from RefSeq and is a predicted model, not a curated record.